AUGUCCGACUAUAGCCUCGACGACAGCUCGCAGGUUGCAGUGUACAUCCCCUACUCUGGCGACGACGACGACCAAGACCACACCUCCUACAGCCUCUACCCCGAGCGCGACUGGCCAGGAAGCUACGAACGUCGCCUGAACGAGUACAGAGCGGCAUGGGGCCGGUGCCUCCAGCGAAUGCAGGAAAUCAUCUACUCCGUGCACUCCGAGGUCAUCGACGCCGUCGUCUCCAAAGUGAACAGCGCAUACGCGGAGCCGUUCCACGGCCUGCCCUUCCCCGAGAUUCCCGUCGUGUCCGUCAACGCAACAUCCUCCAACGCCGCCGUCUUCGAUCAAAUCGCCGCAAAGCUCGAGCACGACGAGGAAGACGCGCUCUUCGGCUCCAAGCGCCACUUUGUCGCGCACAUCUUCCCCGGCGCGUGCACGAGCGUGAUGGCGGCGAUGAAGACGCUCGUGUCCGGCUUCGUGUCGCGCUCGCCGCUCGGCGACGAAGAAGGCGGCAUAAGACGGAAGCCGUCGACGUCGCUCGCGAGCUUUGAUAUCAAUCUGCUCGCAGCGUGGUGCGACGCCGCGCAGGAGACACACGGCACGCUCCAGCUCGUCGCCAUCCUGCACAACUUUGAACAAUUCGACCCGCUCGUGAUGCAAGACGUCUUCGAGAUAUGCAACCUACACAUCCCGCGCAUCCCCCUCGUCUUCGUCCUCGGCCUCGCAUCGUCCUCCGCGUCGUACGUGCACGCGGCGUACCCGAGCUCGACGCUCGCGCUGCUGCGCCUCGACAGCUGUGCGCUGCCGCCGCCCGCGGACGUUCUGCACCGGGUGAUUCGUCGGACCUUCCUGGACGUGGACUUUGACCCGGGCGUGAUGAUCGGCCCCGCCGUGCUCGAUUUUCUGCUCGAUUUCUUCACGAGGCAGAGCUGUUCGCUCGAUGGCGCGGUCUCGAUCUUGCAGAUCGCGUUCAUGAAGCACUUCGAAGACCCGCUCACGGCCCUCCUCACCUCGUCCUCUGCACUGCUCUCCGACGUCGCCCGGAACGGGAACAAGAUCAAGAAAACGCACAAAGACCGCACCGCGUUCGUAUCAUCCGUCCUCGCGCGCGUGCGCACCUCCUCCCUCUCCGCCGCCUCCUCCUCCGACAACAACGACGACACCAACGAUCCACCCACGCUCGCCGCGUGCGUCGACGCCGCGCGCGCCCAGUGCAGCAAGCACCUCCGCCUGCUGCGCUUCGCGUUCCAGACGCUCCUGCGCGUGCGCACGGCGCUGCAGCGCACGGGGCGGCGGAUGCUGCAGCUCGACAAGGACGAGCCGGGCAUGGUGCGCGCGGCGCUGAGGGGCGCGCUCGGGCUCGAGGUCAAGGUCGUGUGUCGGGAGCUGAGGAUGCUGCCGUAUGAGAGCGCGAAGACCGUGCUCGACGAGCUGUAUGUGCAUCUGUGCGGUGCCCCGGAGGACGUGCUGAGCGCGGAAGAGGAGAUUCGCACGCGGAUCGAUACGGCGAGGCAGCAGCUGAGCCCGGAGCAGGAUUAUGAUGAGGAUGACGGGGAAGAGGAGAAGGAGGACAGCGCACUCGCGAUGGCGGGGGAGUGGCUGCAGGAGUACCUCUUAUCCCGGUUGCGGUCGCCGGAAGAGCUCCCGCUGUGGGAUAUCUGGUGCAUGGGCUCGACGCCUUUUCCUUCGGAGGUAUUCAACCCGUCCAUCCACGCAUCCCUCAUCUCCGGCCUCCUCCACCCGCAAGCCUAUCUCCUGCCCGUGCCCAGCGCCAGCGAUCCCUCCUCGCCCCGGCUCGACGGCCACGAUCGGAUUCAAAACGGCGGCGGCGGCGAAGACGGGGAAGGAGACGCGCUCGACGUGCCCGACACGACACUGCUCUUCCGCGGGUACCUCGAGAGCGGGAAGACGAUCAACGCGUACGACUGGUACGCGUCCUUUUCCGUCGCGCUCGAGAACCAGCGCGCGAUGCGCCGCGUGCGCCAGCGGCAGCGGGAUCUUGAUACGGGCGUGGAUGUGGACGCGGAUGCUUCUGUGACGCCGAAGAAGGGCACGAAGAAAGCGGUUGUGAACGGGAGAGGUUCGGGUUCGCCGUCGAAGAAGAGGACGCCAAGCGGGAAGGGAAAGGAGAGGAUGCAGGCGGAGGGUGAGGUCGAGGAUGAUGAUUUAGAAGAGGGAGAGGACGAGGACGAGGAGAAGGACGAGGAGGCGUGGGGGAUGGAGAUGCAGGCGCGGUUCAUCCGGGGGCUGCAUGAGCUGGACUAUAUGGGCUUCGUGAAGCACAAGACGAAAGGGAAGAAGGCGGAGCAUGUUGUCAAGACGGUGUUUGACCCGCCAGAGCCGGAAAUCUAG
Molecule: messenger RNA, 2340 nt
Organism: Coniophora puteana RWD-64-598 SS2
Lineage: Eukaryota; Fungi; Basidiomycota; Agaricomycetes; Boletales; Coniophoraceae
Exons: 13
Coding region: 1-2340 (779 amino acids)
Biological process (GO): DNA replication; DNA replication initiation
Cellular component (GO): nuclear pre-replicative complex; nuclear origin of replication recognition complex; DNA replication preinitiation complex
Molecular function (GO): DNA replication origin binding
Source: RefSeq, a predicted model, not a curated record